Messenger RNA from Pelobates fuscus (common spadefoot toad), 1349 nucleotides. It is a transcript of the gene HES1, whose product is annotated as hes family bHLH transcription factor 1. Gene Ontology annotation, cellular component: nucleus. Bases 257 to 1072 code for a protein of 271 amino acids. Gene Ontology annotation, biological process: regulation of neurogenesis; anterior/posterior pattern specification; regulation of transcription by RNA polymerase II. The transcript is spliced from 4 exons. NCBI's taxonomy places the organism in Eukaryota, Metazoa, Chordata, Amphibia, Anura, Pelobatidae. The record is from RefSeq and is a predicted model, not a curated record. Gene Ontology annotation, molecular function: DNA-binding transcription factor activity, RNA polymerase II-specific; protein dimerization activity; RNA polymerase II cis-regulatory region sequence-specific DNA binding.
CAGUUAGCGCUAUAUAAAGCCGGAGCCAAGCAAAGGGCAGCUCACUAGCACUCAGGGCAUCCAGCCAGACAGCCAGAGCAGGACUGCUCACCCCUGCUCACCCCUGGACACUUUGCGAUUCUUUACCCUUGGAUAUUUGCUCUUUAUUUCAAUACAAAUACACCUUUUCUCUAAACCUGGACUCUUUUUUAUAUUUGGGAAUUUGACAUUUUUGGGGGGUUAUAAAAAAAUAUAUAUAUAUUUUGAUUGGGAGAAAAUGCCAGCUGAUAUGAUGGAGAAAAAUUCUUCUUCACCCGUGGCUGCUACCCCAGCCAGCAUGACCAGCACCCCGGAUAAACCCAAAACUGCAUCUGAACACAGAAAGUCUUCCAAACCGAUAAUGGAGAAGAGAAGGCGGGCAAGGAUUAAUGAGAGUCUGAGCCAGCUCAAAACCCUCAUCUUGGAUGCCUUGAAAAAAGAUAGCUCGAGACACUCCAAGCUGGAGAAGGCUGAUAUCUUGGAGAUGACAGUGAAGCAUCUUCGGAACCUGCAGAGGGUUCAGAUGACUGCUGCUCUAAGUACAGAUCCAUCAGUACUUGGGAAAUACAGAGCUGGAUUCAGCGAGUGCAUGAAUGAAGUUACAAGGUUCCUGUCUACUUGUGAAGGAGUCAACACAGACGUGAGAACCAGGCUCCUGGGACAUCUGGCUAACUGCAUGAACCAGAUCAACGCCAUGAACUACCCCACACAGCCACAGAUCCCAACCACAGCUGGAGCACACUCCACUUUUGGACAGCCCUUGGUCCAGCUCCCAGGAGGUGCUCCUCAAGUCAGCCCUGCUCCUUUGGGUGGGGUUCCAUGCAAGAUGGGUGGUCCUCCUGUAGAAGCUGGCAAAGUCUAUGGUGGCUUCCAGCUGGUGCCAGCCUCAGAUGGACAGUUUGCCUUUUUGAUCGCAAACUCAGCCUUUCCACACAACGGAUCUGUAAUCCCAGUGUACACCAACUCCAGUGUGGGCAAUGGACUACCACCAAGCGCAGUGUCGCCCUCUGUAAUGCCCUCAGUCAAUGCAGACUCAGUGUGGAGACCUUGGUGAGGAAGGAUGAACUUUGAAGGACUUUCUUAUAGGAAGCCAUACUAGUUUUAUAGAGUAAGCCAUCAUUUUGUAUAAUGAGGACUGGUCUGUAAAUGGGAGAUGUUCAUAUUGAAUGCACAUAUUGAAUGUAUUAUACGAUUUCAUUUUUAUAUUUCGUUUUGUACACGAAAUAAUGGUUUCAUAUGAUGCCAAAGACAUGGAAUUUAUGCUCUUAAAAUUUCUUCCUAUUUUUGGGAAGUGUUACUUGUACUUAAUAAAACUGCACAUUGUAUUUUCA